GAAACGCGGGACCCUCUGUGGCCGAGGCCCCAAGUGGCAGCUUUGCCCUCCACCAUGGGCUUUCGGAUCGUUGGGAAGGACCCCCGACGCAGCCCUCGUGUCCAGCCUCAGGUGUACACAUGGCUCCCCGGAGCCAGCCCUGCCCAGCCCUGCCUGAGUCACCCCUGGAGGAGGCGGCUGCUGUACCUGCCCUGCCCCAGCUCUGGGGAUGCUGCGCUGGGCUGUGUGUCCCGGGCCCUUGCACUCAGCCGGAUGUGAAGCUUCCUCAUCAUGUCCUGGGCACUGGUCUCCUUCCUGCAGACCUGAGGCACCGUCUAGCAGCCAAGAUGCACGCCUGGCACGAGAGAGUCUCUGCAGUUGACCAGCCCUUGGGAGCUUGGCCUUUUCUCUUUCUUCCUCCGCCAUAUUGGAGCCCUUCUGGGGGCUCGGAUCACCACUGGGAUCCCCUCCCUUCGACUCUCUGGGGUGCACACUGGACUGAAGAGGGGAGUCAGAUGUUUCCUGCUCCCUGGGGAAUGCUGUGUCAGUGGCCAGGCAAGCCGCAGAGCCCACAUCUCCCUGACCUACCAUGGGCCCCAACCUGCUGCCGCUGCUGCUGCUGGUGGGACUGGCAGCCCAGGCGGCCACCGGCAGCUUCCCUGAGGUGCUGCAGGCCCCGGUGGGGGGCUCCAUUCUGGUGCAGUGCCACUACCGGCUCCAGGACGUCAAGGCUCGGAAGGUGUGGUGCCGGUUCCUGCCGGAUGGGUGCCAGGCCUUGGUGUCCUCGGCUGUGGACCGCGGAGCGCCGGCAGGCGGGCGCAUGUUCCUCACGGACCUGGGGGGCGGCCUGCUCCAGGUGGAGAUGAUCACCCUGCGGGAGGAGGACUCGGGCGAGUACGGCUGCGUGGUGGAGGGGGCGACGGAGAACCAGACGUUGCACAGGGUGGCCCUGGACGUGCUCCCUCCAGCUCCUAGCCCAGCAGAGGGAGAGGAUACCUAUAAGGUUGGGAGUCUGGCUGACGGCCCCUUCUUGGACACCGUGGGCAGUGCCAGCCCUUUGGAACCCAGCCAGGAUGAGAAGAGCAUCCCCUUGAUCUGGAGCGCAGUGCUCCUGCUGGGCCUGCUGGUGGCGGCAGCCGUGCUGUUUGCUGUGAUGGCCAAAAGGAAAGGGUACAGGCUUGGUGUCUGUGGCCAAUCUCAGAGCGGCAGAGUUUCAGGCACGGCCUCCUCCUUAGUGGUCCGCCACACCAGUGACUCUGGUCUGGGAGUGGAUUUGCCAUCGGACAUACCGUAUGCCAGGCUGGACUCGCCGCCUUCCUUUGACACCACCACCUACAGCUGCCUACCUCUUGAUCCCCCGUCAGGGGAAUCCCCAGCCCCAGUCCAACCCUCAUCAUCCCCUCUGCCUCCUAAGGUCCUGAUGUACUCCAAACCUGUGACAUAUGCCACAGUCAUCUUCCCUGGAAAGGACAAGGGUGAAAGGGCCACCUGUGAGCCAGCCCAGGACCCACCGACUAGCCAAACGCCACCCAGCUAAGCUGUUUGUCAUACUCUUUACUAACAGAGACCAUCCCCAGAGUCCUACACAUCCAGCCCGCCCGCCCACACCCUAGAUCCUUAGGAUAUCAGAACAGCUAGCGACUUUAGGAUCUAAUUUAACAACUUGACUUUUCUCAUCAGGACAGUGAUACUUCUAUGUGACUGAGG
This is a messenger RNA of Suricata suricatta (meerkat), 1686 nucleotides long. It is a transcript of the gene TREML1, whose product is annotated as triggering receptor expressed on myeloid cells like 1. The coding region runs from base 569 to 1516 and encodes 315 amino acids. Lineage: Eukaryota; Metazoa; Chordata; Mammalia; Carnivora; Herpestidae. Gene Ontology annotation, cellular component: plasma membrane. The transcript has 7 exons. The record is from RefSeq and is a predicted model, not a curated record. Gene Ontology annotation, molecular function: transmembrane signaling receptor activity.